Molecule: messenger RNA, 885 nt
Organism: Salarias fasciatus (jewelled blenny)
Lineage: Eukaryota; Metazoa; Chordata; Actinopteri; Blenniiformes; Blenniidae
Product: extensin-like
Exons: 3
Coding region: 1-885 (294 amino acids)
Source: RefSeq, a predicted model, not a curated record
AUGGAUCACGCCGCUGGCUCCCCGCCGACCGCUCGGCAGCGGGACCGAGACGCGCCGUCGCACCAGCGGUCCUACGAGCGGGCCCCCCGGGCGUCGCACCGGGUCGGUUCCAGAGGUCCGGCGGCGGACCCCCGGGCCCCCCGUACCUCCACCUGUACCCCCACCCUGUACCCCCACCAGUUCCCCACCCUGUACCCCACCCUGUACCACCACCCAGUCUCCCCACCCAGUACCCCCACCCUGUACCCCCACCCUGUACCACCACCCAGUUCCCACCCUGUACCCCACCUGUACCCACCCGUACCCACCCUGUACCCCACCCUGUACCACCACAGUCUCCCCACCCGUACCCCCACCCUGUACCACCACAGUCUCCCCACCCUGUACCCCCACCCAGUCUCCCCACCCUGUACCCCCACUGUACCACCACCCAGUACCUCCACCCUGUACCCCCACCCUGUACCCCCACCCAGUCUCCCCACCCUGUACCCCCACCCUCCCCCACCCAGCAGCCCCCACCGAGAGCCCCCACCCAGCAGCCCCCACCCAGCAGCCCCCACCCGAGAGCCCCACCCGAGAGCCCCCACCCAGCAGCCCCCACCCGAGAGCCCCACCCAGCAGCCCCCACCCAGCAGCCCCCACCCAGCAGCCCCCACCCGAGAGCCCCCACCCAGCAACCCCACCCAGCAGCCCCCACCCGAGAGCCCCCACCCAGCAACCCCACCCAGCAGCCCCCACCCAGAAGCCCCCACCCGAGAGCCCCACCCAGCAGCCCCACCCAGCAGCCCCCACCCGAGAGCCCCCACCCAGCAGCCCCCACCCAGCAGCCCCCACCCAGAAGCCCCCUCCCGGGACCAGAGAUCAGGUCCAGAGGUCCGGCUGUGA